UUGCAAGAAAUUGAGGAACUAGGCAAAGCCAAUCCAAUUGAAGAAUUGCCACCAACACCAGAUGCAAUAUUCACCAUAUCAUUCACAUCAGGAACAACUGGCUCCAAACCAAAAGGUGUCAUGAUUCCUCACAGAAGUGCUUCCUCUUACAUUACCUUUAUUGCUUGUUAUGAACCACAAGCUAAACUCGGCGACAUUGCUUAUAUUUUCCUCCCAUUGACACAUUUACUAGAAAGAGAAACUAGUGCUUUUGCAUUUUCUGCUGGUUAUGCAUUGGGAUUCCCGCAAACGACAGUUGGCCAGACUGGUCUCAAUACUUUUUCGAUUAUGGUUGAUGACUUGCGGAUUUUAAAACCAACAUAUAUGUCAAUUGUCCCUAGAUUAUUGACUAGGUUGGAAAGUUUGAUUAAAGAAAAAGUCAAGGAGCUCAAACCAGACGAACAACAUAAGGUGAAUCAGAUUAUUGAGUACAAGCUUCGUGAACAAGCCAAGUUUGAUGGUUCUGCAGCCUAUGAUGCAACUUUUGAUUCGUAUCUUCCUUAUGAAAAUUUGCGUAAAUUUAUCGGUUAUGAUAGGUUGAGAUGGGUGCAAACAGCUUCUGCACCAGUCGCAUCAACAACUUUGGCGUACCUCAAGGCAAGUUUGAAUAUGGGUGUGCGCCAAAUGUAUGGUUUGACAGAAUCAGGAGCAGCAAUUACAUGUACUGGUGCAUAUGAUGCUCAAGCAGGAACUUGUGGGUCCAUAGCUCCAACUGCCGAGUACAGAUUGCGUAGUGUAAGAGAUAUGGGAUAUGAUGUGGCAAAAUUACAAGGGGAAGUGAUGUUGCGAGGACAACAAAUGUUUAAAGGAUACUACUAUAAUCAAGAAGAGACUGAUAAGUGUAUUAAUGAGCAUGGAUGGUUUCAUUCAGGCGAUAUUGCCACAGUUGACGAGAAUGGGCGAAUCACCAUUAUUGAUCGGGUGAAGAAUUUCUUUAAGAUGGCACAGGGUGAGUAUGUCUCUCCGGAAAAGAUUGAAAACCGAUACUUAUCAUCAAACACUAUAAUCAAUCAAUUGUAUGUGCAUGGCAAUUCGUUGAAGUCUUAUUUGGUUGGUAUAGUUGGAAUUGAUUAUGAACAAGGAUUGAAAUUUCUCAAUAGUGAAUUUGGUAUCAAUAGAAUUGGCAUGAGAGAAGAGGAGAUGUUGCACCAUUUGAAUAAAAUUGAAGUCAAGACUAGAUUAUUAACGAAAUUGAAUGAUAAUGUACGUAACCACUUGAAUGGAUUUGAGUUGUUGCAUAAUAUCCAUAUUGAAAUUAAUCCAUUGACGGUUGAAAGAGAUGUUGUUACUCCGACUUUUAAAUUGAGGAGACCAAUUGCACAGAAGUUUUUCGCCAAUGCUAUUCAUAAAUUGUAUGAGAUUGAACAAAGUUUGCUAGCUGGUCCAAAAUUGGGACUUGCCAAGUUGUAA
Molecule: messenger RNA, 1449 nt
Organism: Lodderomyces margitis
Lineage: Eukaryota; Fungi; Ascomycota; Pichiomycetes; Serinales; Debaryomycetaceae
Exons: 1
Biological process (GO): long-chain fatty acid metabolic process
Cellular component (GO): endoplasmic reticulum; membrane
Molecular function (GO): long-chain fatty acid-CoA ligase activity
Source: RefSeq, a predicted model, not a curated record